CUGUCCAGCCAGCGCGUGUGACGGACAUCCCACUUUCUCGGAGACCAUGCUAAGCUCGUAGAGCAUUUUUACUUUCUUUUACUCCCAGGUCGCUCAUUCACCCCCAACUCUUCACUACCCCCUGUGAAGACGUCGUGCUGUCGACAUGGCCAACGACCUCCCUUCCAUGCAUAUCUCUGAACUUGCCUGUCCCGACCCUCUGGAGAAGAUCUUCCGACAAGUCGAGGAACAAAAUGAGCUCCGUGCUCAACUUGCGGAGGUCGAGGACACAGUCCCCAGGAUCUCGAGGACUGGUUCUACCGACAACCUCAGGAAGUCGCGAAGGCGGGGCAGCAUCUCCAUCACUCGUUUCGGUCAGCUCUCCAAUUCUGACCUCGGGGGGUCCAGUGCGCCCAUGACCCCGGCGCUUUCCGACAUCGCUUCCAAGUCGCCCUUCAUCCAGGCACAAUUGAAGAGUAAUAACGGCAGUCAAACAUCCUUUGCGUCCGCAGGGACCGAAGGUGACGAGCACCACGAAGAAGACCACCACGUCACGCAGAUCCACAACAUUGCGCCUCGUCAGAGUAUCUCACGUGCAAUGGGCGGAUUACUGCCGCGACGAUUGAGCCGGGCACGGUCGACGGUGAUGCCGACUUCAAACACAGAUGGUAUGGUCAUAGGAGUGUCUGUUGCUGCGGCAACGGUGGAACUUCCUGAGAACGCUGAAAUUGCGCCAACCGUCGUGGAAAGUGGGGGAGUCCUCCGCAACCAGACGUCGAAAGGAAGCCUGGCAUCGUCGCUGGGCAAGGUUUCUUGGACAUCCAAGGCCAUCCAAUUCACCAAGAAAUUCCGCAGAAAGAGCAAGGUGAACAUGAUACCCAACGCCGAAGUCUCGGCGGCCACGACCGCAUAGUGGCUUCAUUAUUCCCCGUUCACUGGUUGUCCAUCUCAUCCACUGUAUCAUAUAGAGUGCUCUCUUUAGCUGGGUAUCCGUCGCCUUUGUCUUUACUACGUCUCCUUACUAGCCGCUCUUGGGACUAAUACAAUUUAAGUACGCUAAAUUUAUCCAAUCGCGCUGGUCUGCAAAUGUCCCACGCCCAACACGUUUUUGAUGGUUCAAUUAUGCAGCCACUCUUCAGGCUGUCCGGGGUUAACUCGCCUCAGGCUGCCAUCGUAUAUAGAUGGCCAUCCACAGAUAAUAAGAAUGCAAACUGCACUAGACGUUCGUCCCGUCUUUCCUUUCCUUUCCGUCGCUCCCUACCUCUCUAACUGCGCCCGACGAUGCCCUUUGCUAAUCCGGCGUUCUCGCGUUCCCAUAGUGUGCGAGCGUAUGGCAGAUAUCCCACGUCCUUCGAUGAUACCGACGUUCCUCCCAUGUCGCCCUCGAAGCAUGCAUUGGACUCGGACGUGAUCACUACAAGUGCGAGUGAUACAUGGAACAGCGAUGCGAGCCCGAGCUCCGGCAGCAGCAUCUAUGACAUUCCGUGGAUCGACCGUUCCCCACUUGAUAUUGUCUUCGACCGGACGUGUUUCGAGGCGCUGGACGAAGAGCUACUACAACAUCCGGAACGCUCAUUUGCUGACCUCUGUUGGUCUCUGGCUGUCGACGACGCGCCUGAACGGAGUUUGACGCCGCGUGCCCUAAGGCAUCCGCCGCCGCCCUCACGCGAUCUUCGCCAUCCUAGGUCGAUGCCUGCCGUGCUAGAUACGCGCCGGGCACGACGACGCGAUUUCGACGACUUCAGUGACGAAGAUGACGACGACGACGACACGAAUCCCGCGUACUCGGAUGACGAUGAGCUUGACAAGCUGAACCUAGACGUUCCGCCAACUGCGAACGCGCAUCUAGCAUCUCACCUAAUGGCAAAACUAGACACCUUGCAUACUCUCCAUCUGCAUCCUUCGCACAUGGGCAAUGCAUACGCCGUGCCCAGCAGCCGAGCACGCGAUCGAGAAUCAUUCAUCAUGCUCGAACCCCUCAGCUUCGAGAUUCGACCCGAGGUAGCUGGUGCGGCAUCUAUUGGCGCGUUCCCGACACGACCGCGCAAACAGCCCAAGGCAACGACAUUCUCUCGGCGUCUGUUCGGAUACUUUGGGAACGCCAGCUCCAAAAGCCUCAACUUAAGUAAUACUAGGCGUGGUGCUGCUGGUCGCACCCGUUUUUGAACUUUCCUCGGAAUCUUGCUUAACACUCAGCUAUGUGUGUCUUGUGUUAAUCUCUGUUGUACUGUAUCGUCACUCAUUGAGUAAUAUCUGAAUAAAAGCGGGGGCCUUGGCCUCUGGGAGGCGUGUCAUUGUACAUUCAGGCAUGAUUGUAACUGGUUGACAAGAAUUAUCAUUACCUGUGUGCCAUCCAUCACCGCUCUGCGUCACCGCUGCAAUUAUCGCAAAACGGAGACGGUUGUCAUGAGAAGACGAUGAAGUGCUUGGAAAUCGCUGUAUCCCAAGAUCCGUACCCGAGUGCGCGGGCUCUUCAUGCACAAGCUCUGGACACUGCGCUCGCUAGGAACGAGGAGACCUUGGAAAGCAUACGGGAUUGAGACGUGCGACAUCGCCAGUCUGAGUAUAUGUUGCAAGCAUCACCAACUAGCAAAUUGCCCCUGUUUUCCGAGCUGAACGGCGGUUGGACCGGAUCCUCAGUCGUGACAACGAUAGACAGGCCAACUUCAAUCUUUUCAACGAGCGCUGACAUCGCAUCGGCCUUGAGAGGACCGAGAGGGAUCAUAGAAAGACUUUCCCCCUUGGGAAGACACACCAUUGAUGGGAGGACCAUAAGAUGUCGUGUUAAAUUUGACAUUCGUCCGGGAUAUCGAUUUUGUCAGCACUGGAACAUGGCCUAGAUCUCACCGUCGAUUCUGAAUUUCUAUUAUGAUCAAUGAAGCUUAGGUGUGAGGAUUUUCUGAUGAGCUGAUGACAAAAGCCUGCAAGAUGGUGAGACGAGUCAAAAUUUGAGCUUCAGACCCAUCAGCUUUCCGUUCUUGACCAAUUCGCCGGAGCGAGCGGCCGUAUUUCAUCGAGCACCAUCCAAGGGUUCUCUCCAAUUGGAAUUUGGCAUCAUCUGGGCUGGUAGGUAGUAGACACUUACACUUUUUGACAGAUGCGCGGUGGCCUUGCGAGGAAUGCAUUGUCGAAGGCAGAUUGUGGUGCGCAGCUCGGAUCAUGAGACGUUCUGUAUUGGACCAGUUCGCGGUGCUUUCAAGCUUUCACGUUGAAGGGCCUGCAACUUGAAUCCGUCACGUCGUCGCGCUCGUGAACUGAACUGAACUCGACAACGCGUGGUUGCAUGGCAAGAGACUAGACAAAGACCACGUGCCAAUGGCUGCGCUACGGACACGUGCUCGCCACCACCAUAUGACAAGAGAAUUUCACUUUGAAAGUAACAUGCUACGACACACCCGGGAUGAAAGACGCUCGGUGAAAGUAUAUUUCUUGUUCAAUAUUCGAGCCCAGUCAGAAGAUCGGAUAUCAACUCCGAUUUCCUCGCCAUCAAUACUCCGAAUGGCCGAAUCGAGCACGCCAUUGAACCCACAACUCAUUGAACGUUGCAUUUCACCGCUUCACUCUCACUUCAUGGCGACGAACAUCGAGGCGAAAGGACCGGUCCAUGAUCUCCCCACGCCAGAUCCUGAGUCCCCGAUGCGCACUCGCAAACCGUAUCGCUUCUCCACGUUGUGCGCAACUGUGGAAAACCCGGACAUGAAGGACCAGUAUGGGAGCAGCUCGGUGCCCAUCUACCAAUCCUCCACGUUCAAAGGUAUAGGCAACGCCUUCGACUAUUCGAGGAGCGGCAACCCCACGAGAAGUCACCUCGAACACCAUCUGGCCAAAAUAUCUUCUGCCGCGCAUGCGUUGACUGUUGCGUCUGGAAUGGCAGCCCUAGACAUCAUCUUGCGUAUCCUGAAACCCGGAGACGAGAUCAUCGCAGGGGACGACCUGUAUGGCGGGACCAACCGAUUGCUCACUCACAUCCGCACUCACGGAGGCAUCGUGGUCCAUCAUGUUGACACCACCGACCCAACAUCCGUUCUCAAAUACCUCAAAGCAGGCAAGACGGCGAUGGUUCUGCUGGAGUCGCCGACAAAUCCGCUGCUGAAGAUCGCGGACCUCGCUUCGAUCAGCAGGGACGUCAAAGAGCGAGCACCCGACACGAUCGUCGUGGUAGACAACACCAUGAUGAGCCCUUAUCUUCAGCGGCCGUUGGAGCAUGGCGCGGACAUCGUCUACGAUAGUGCGACCAAGUAUCUCAGUGGCCAUCACGAUCUCAUGGCGGGUGUGAUAACCUGCAACCGCGAUGAUCUGCACAAGCAAAUGGCCUUCACGAUCAAUUCCGUCGGCAAUGCACUGGCCCCCAAUGACUGCUUUCUUUUGCUGCGGGGAACCAAAACACUGGCGUUACGCAUGGAUCGUCAGCAGGCUACGUCGCAACUUGUUGCGUCGUAUCUCCACGGUCUUGGCUUCAAAACCAACUACCCGGGCCUUCCUGACCAUCCUGGCCGCGAGAUCCACGAGCGCAUCGCUACUGGCAACGGUGCUGUGCUCAGCUUCGAGACUGGCGACAAGGAACUCAGUGAGCGAAUCGUCGGCGGUACCCGAUUGUGGGGAAUCAGUGUCAGCUUUGGCUGCGUGAACAGCCUGAUCAGUAUGCCCUGCGUCAUGAGCCAUGCCUCGAUCGAUCCUGCUGUGCGAGCAGAACGAGGUCUGCCUGAAAAUCUCAUCCGACUGUGUGUUGGUAUCGAGGACCCUGGUGACUUGAUUGACGAUCUCGAAAAUGCACUCAUGGAAGCGGGUGCGAUUGCUUUUGAUUCUCAGCAAAACAAAUACAUCCGUGUGCGUCCGACAUUGAAUGAGCAACUCAACACGGCAGUCCAGAAGCUGGGCCUGGAAGAGACAGUGGAUCAAGAAUGGUUCGUCAGUGCGCCUGGCAAAAUCAUCCUGUUUGGAGAGCACGCAGUCGUCCACGGAGUUACAGCCAUCGCCGCAUCGGUCGAUUUGCGAUGCUUUGGUCUUGCUACCCCUCGAAAUGAUGGGAGAGUUUCGGUUCAUUUCACGGAUAUUGACAACUUCUACCACGAAUGGGAUACACAGUCGCUACCUUGGGAUGCGGUGACCCCUUAGCAGCUGGGGAGGAGCAUGGAGACACGUUGGACCAAGUGCUUUUGGACGCGAUCACGGCUGGACCCUUACAAGACAUCGAGCCUGCCACCAAACACUCGAGAACGGCCAGCCAGGCAUUUUUGUACAUGUACCUUAUGAUAGGGCAUGGCCGAAGGCCGUCUUUCAAUUUCACCGCUCGCGCCACACUUCCUGUCGGUGCUGGCCUUGGGUCUUCUGCUUCGUUCUCGACCUGUGCGGCCACGGCGAUCUUGCUCGUGAACCGUGUCAUCUUUCUGCCGCCUCCUCCCCAACCCAGCAGCACUGACGGUGGUGUGGCCCAUGUCCAUAUCUCCCACCAGGGACGGAGGUUCAUCCCUCCGACCGUUGCAGAACGGGUGAACAAGUGGGCCUUCGUUUCGGAAAAGAUCCUGCACGGAAAUCCCAGCGGAGUGGACAACAGUGUCGCUGUGUUCGGUGGAGCGCUUGCUUACACGCGUGCUGGAUUCUCGUUUGGCGGCAAGGCCGGAAUGGAACAAAUCCAAGCUUCAAGUCUCUCAAGUUUCUACUCACCAACUCCAAGAUUCCCCGCGACACCAUGCAGCUCGUUGCUGGCGUCGGUGCAUUGAAGGCGCGAGAGCCUGAACUUGUGGACGGGAUUCUCAACUGUGCAGGCCAUCAGUGAUGAAGCUCGCCGAGCGCUGGCUGAUCCCGAACUCUCCCGAACUGAGUUGUUGUCUGCGAUCUCAUCGUUGAUCAAAGAGAACCACCAGCAUCUCGUGGCGCUCGGUGUCUCGCAUCCAUCGCUAGAGUCUAUCCGCGCGACGACAGCCAAGGCACCGUACGACCUGAGCACCAAGCUAACCGGAGCCGGCGGAGGCGGAUGCGCUGUGACACUCGUUCCCGAUGACUUUCAGGGCGCAGCUCUGAGCAGCUUGAUGAAUGAAUUGAUUGAGGAUACAUUCGUGCCGUAUCUGACAUCCGUCGGCGGGAGCGGCUUGGGUAUUCUUUCGCCCUACACUGCUCCCAAUCUCGGCCAGUCAGUGGAAGUCUCUGUCCCAAGUGGUCCCGUUUCCCCGCCCGAAACUCCUGGAUCCGAGCACCCUGCGCAGCUUGAUCUUCGUCUCGCAUUCGAAAAGCAGACCCUCAAUGGCCUUGGAUCUUGGGCCGAAGGGCUUGGUCGUUGGCUAUUCGUCUAAACACUGCAUUUUAUCCAUCUACCUGUACAAUAUCUACUUCGUUGUCUUUGAGGUGGCUUGAACAAAACCUACCAACCUGUAACAGUUGUAACAGCACUCCAAGAAUAUGGGUGACGUCACGCGUCAAUCAAUUAAAAUCACUGCUCGCUUGACAUUCCCCAUGUCCUCGACAGCCAACUUGCAGCGAGAAUCUGACUCUGAGGAAGACCAUGACUAUGUACCGCCCGCUGGCGACGUAGACUCUUCCGACUCAGAGCAACCUCGGUUGAAACGCGCUCGAACAAGCUCACCCAAGCUCAAAGAUUCUCAUAUAUCCCCAGAUUUGUAGAGCACGCCAACAGCUGUGGAAAGACUUCCAAACAUCGGUCGAAAGCGAUGCCAAGCGACCUGUGCAGCCCGUUGAAGCAAAGAAAUUGGUGAAGAUCGAAAAGACAUUUCUCUUUGCCGGGGAGCGCGUUGUUCAGGUUGUCGAGGUUCCCGAAGACUCAGCUGAUGCGACAAAGUGGCCUCGAUGGCAGCCGAAGGUUCCAUCACCAGAAGCGGGCCCUUCGGAGCCUGCUCCGACAAGCGCAUCUGCAACCAACGCUCAGCCCCCUCACAAGUCACGCCCAGGCCCGCGCAAGCCGAAAACCACAUUAGCGGCGAUUCCCACACAGAAGGCGCGCAAACUGUCGACAUUGGACAAGUCUGCCAUGGACUGGAAGGCGCAUAUCAGCGCGGAGCCCCCCAGUGUCAGAGAUGAUCUGAACGCCAAUCGAAGGGGCGGCGGAUAUCUCGAGAAGGUCGAGUUUUUGGAGAGAGUGGAUGCACGGAAAGAAGAUCUGUACGAGGCAAACAAGAGUUCAAAGCGGCGGCGAUGAGCAUCCAGUCGCGUUUGUAUCAGGAUUAGAUAUUCUGUAUGUAUGUAUGCACAUUAGGUCUUCCCAGUUAUCUCACUGUGAUAAAUCCAAGCCUCUCAAUCAUGUCAGACCAAAUGCAUUUUCUGGUCUCAGUCUUCG
This is a messenger RNA of Mycena citricolor, 7267 nucleotides long. Lineage: Eukaryota; Fungi; Basidiomycota; Agaricomycetes; Agaricales; Mycenaceae. The record is from the annotation of a GenBank genome assembly.